Oryzias latipes (Japanese medaka) is the source of this 2976-nucleotide messenger RNA. It is a transcript of the gene cd44b, whose product is annotated as CD44 molecule (IN blood group) b. Gene Ontology annotation, cellular component: basolateral plasma membrane; macrophage migration inhibitory factor receptor complex; plasma membrane. NCBI's taxonomy places the organism in Eukaryota, Metazoa, Chordata, Actinopteri, Beloniformes, Adrianichthyidae. The record is from RefSeq and is a predicted model, not a curated record. Gene Ontology annotation, biological process: cell adhesion; positive regulation of ERK1 and ERK2 cascade; inflammatory response. Gene Ontology annotation, molecular function: hyaluronic acid binding; cytokine receptor activity.
CACAGGAAGCACUCUUCCUCAUCUGUACACGCUACCAGCUUGUGUUUUUCUGCAGCAAAGAGAAUAGAAAAGUUAGAUCCGGGAGAGUUGAAUCUCAAUCAGCAACUUUCACACAAACUUAACGUUUUUUUCUUUAUUUCUGUUGCAUCUAUUUUUUUUCUGUUUUGUCUUGCUCCUUUAUUCACACACACACACACACACACACACAUCAGCUGCCACUCUGCUUAUUGGGAAAGGAAGACCAGUGCAGAGCAGAACUGUUUCACACCUUUCGCCGCAGCUGCUCUCCCUGCCGUCUCCAGGAGCUUUGUUCAAGAUGUGGACUUUUCUAUUCGGGGUCACCUUUGGAUUACUGGCCUCCUGUAGUUUUGCUGAACUUGAAGUGACUUCUCGCUCUUGCAGCUAUGCAGGCGUUUUUCUGGCUGAAGGAAAAUCUCGCCACUCUCUAAGCUUCAAAGAUGCUCAGAAGAUGUGUGAACAGUUGGAGAGCUCCUUGGCAAGCAGACAGCAACUUGAGGUGGCUUAUAAUUUAACCAUGCAAACCUGCAGGUACGGUUGGAUUGACAAUCAGAGCAUUGCCAUCCUCCGACACAUGUCCCACGAAAACUGUGCAAAAAACAUGACAGGCUUCAUCAUUAAUUCCAAAGUGUCUCCUGAAGAGACGUACGACGUUUACUGCUAUGAUGAAAAAGUUGGGUCAGAUGAGCCUGAAAUCAACUGCACACGAAAAUUUCAAUUAAGGAAAGAAUUCCACUCGGAUGCUCCAGAUGAGUCUACACCACAGCCAGGGGAUCCAAAUGAGGCACAAGACCUACCGAUCCCUCCAAAAUCACCAACAGAGGAUGACUCUGAAAAUAAAACGUCCACAGAAGCCUUUCAAAAGGAGGCCAUGGACGAGAAGGCCGACAUCACUACACAAGAGCCAGAAGGUUCCUUUGAUUUUUCACAUGAAGACAGCCUUCGGGGAGAAAAUGACACCAACAGUGUGACUGACACCUACACUCCUGGGGAACUGGACCACACUGCUGGAUCUGGGAUGUCACCACCUGUCACUCAGAAGGAGGAAACUUCUACAGUGACCCCUGUUGGAAGGCCGGAAGACACACAGGAGAACAGUGAUUCAGAACUGAAUGGAGUGAAAACACAGGAUAAAGAAACUGUGGGUAAGGGACGUUCUCUGCUGCCCGAUGGCGCUGACGAAAAGAAGAGAGGAAAUUCAGACUGGCUGGUGGUUGUUGGAGUGAUUGUGGGAGUCUCAGCCAUUCUUCUUGUGUGUUUGGCCUUCGUAAAACGAAAAAGCUUCUGCAGCAGGCAAAAAACCCUCAUGAUCACAUCCAAAGAUGGCAGUGAGGGCAACGGGGCAGCAACAGCAGCAGCCUCGGUGGCUUCCAGCUCUCUCAACCAGGACAGAGACCAGGAAAUGGUGACACUCAUGAACAAAGAGACGCUUCAGGAGAACGGUAACACUGAGGAGUUCACUGUCAUCAAGCUAGAGGAGUCGCCAGAUAAAGACAAGCAGGCGUGAGGGUUGGAGGUGGUGGAAGGUGCAGGCACGGUGGCAGACAAAUCAGGACUGAAGCUCUAAACUUGAGGUUUUAAAUUGCUUUUGGUUCCCAGCCCUGAAUGCACGAUGAGUAAGAGUGAGUCUGUUGUACUUUCAGUGUUUGCCUAAUGCAGGCUGAACAUCUGGAAUUAAAGAUGUUGCUUCUUUACUGGAUCUGAUCAAAUCAGCAAGGGCAACACUUUAAAAAAAAUAAAAAUCUACUUUCUGAGUUUGAAAAAAAAAAUCAUAUCUGUUUAAUAAAUGUAUUAUUAUUUGCAUUAGGUAGACAGCUAUAUGGUAAGAUGAAGGUUAAUUUACAAACAACACGUUUGUUACACCUUUGAAAGUUUUUAUUAUUUCAUGAAUUUAGUGGAUUUUUUUUAUUAUUUUUCCACACCAUCUGGGAACUAAUCAGUUAGAUUUUUUUAAAAAUAUAUAUAUUUGACUCCAAAUUCUCAACAAUCAUGCUAAUUAAUGUGCUGUUUUGUUUUAUAUAUUUUUGGUUUAAUCUGUGUAAAUUCCAGAGUUUGCCUUCAGACUCAGUUUUUUAAUUUUUCAAAAGAAAACCUACAAACAUCACUAUCACAUGUAAUGUAAUUUUAACUCUUGUUCUCUGUAUAUAACGGUUAAAAUGUAGUUUUUUGUCAUUUUUGUUAUAGGAAGGACACCUUUUUUUUUUAAACAAAGGAAGAUUGAUUUGUUUUCUGCAUUUAUUUUGAAAAGGUUAAAGUGUAAAGUGUGCUGCAUUAAUAAACCUGCUGUAUAGUUUUCACAAUUCUUCUUUUAAAAACUAUACAACAAAUACGUUCAUAUUUUAGUGGGUUGUGAAUAUUCAACAGAUAACAUCCUGAAAAUAAAAAUAUGGUAAGGAUCUUCAUCUGAUCUGUAGAGAGAGAGAAAAGUGAAAAAAAAAGGAUACAUAGAGAUGAAGAAACAUCUUUUGCACAUGAAUCAUUCCUUGGUGAGAGUAAAGUGUUUGACAUGUAAGUGAAGAACAGUUACUUCUGGGUUCCAGAAGACUGUUUGUAUUGUCAAAAGGCUUCUAUGUGAGAAAGAACAUGUGACAGCAGUGUCUGUAUGACUGCGUGCGAGUGUCAGCGAAGGGAAUGAAUUCAGUUUGUGUAAUUUUGUGUACAACUUGCUCUUCGUGUUUAAACACGUUUUUAAGAAAAAAAAAACUGCAUUAACUCUCCGGCUUUGAUAAAUUGUACACUGUGUCAUGCGUUCCGCCAUUCUGUCAUCACAUAUCCUAUGUAUUUCUUGUACGUUUUAAUUUUUUUUCUUUUCUUAAAAAAUAUAAACUAGCUUUUUGCCUUGCAGAAAAACACAGAUUGUAGUAGUGUAGUCAGGUUUGAUUAUGCAUUCAUUAACAAAGAGAGGUUGCUGAAAAGAAUUUGUAAACUCAUGACAAAAAUAAAUGUGUACAGACAAAG